AUGAAAGCGCUUACGGCGUGCUCGCACCGGUUGACUACAAGGCCCAUGCCUUGCUGCAGCAAUGGCAAUAAGGAGACGAACCGUGGUAUCAUUGGUGACAAGGUUGAAUCCGAAGAAUUUUUUGACGAAUCAGACAAAGAAGUUCCAAAAGUUAUCACUCAUAUGCCUAAUCUCUACCUUUACCUUUUCCAUAAAAAUUUAGGAAGAAUGAGAAUGACAGACAAGGAGGUUCCCAUAAUCUUGGGACGACCAUUUCUAGCCACCGGCCAAACUCUUAUUGAUGUUUACAAAGGUGAACUAACCAUGCGACUUAAUGAUGAGCUAGUCACCUUCAGUGUUUUUGAAUCUAUUCAAUGCAAGGAAAAAGAAGAAUGCCAUAUUGUCAAUAUGUCAGAUGAUCUAAUUGAGGAAGAAUUCAAUGACCAAAGCACAAUACUUUCUGAAGAGUUUGCAGUGACAUUUGAUGCUAAAUCUUUAGACGAUUGUGACAGCAUAGUUAAAGCUAAUAAUCUUGAACUCAAGCAUGGAUGGCUGAUUGGAUCCUUAGACCUAGCCAACAAAACAACCCCAAUUUUCAAACCAUCUAUUGAAGAAGCUCCUACUCUAGAAUUGAAACCACUACCUCCUUAUCUUAAAUAUGUCAAGAAAAAAAUCAUAAAAUGGCUUGAUGCUAGAAUUAUUUACCCAAUUUUUGAUAGCAAUUACGUAAGUCCAGUGCAAUGCGUGCCUAAAAAGAGUGGCAUCACUAUGGUUCGCAACGAUAAGGAUGACUUAAUUCCUACACGCAUUCCUAGGGGAUGGCGAGUUUGUACGGAUUAUUGCAAAUUGAAUGCGGCCACAAAGAAGGAUCACUUCCUGCUUUCUUUCAUUGACCAAAUGCUAGAUCGGCUUGUUGGAAAGGCCUAUUAUUGCUUUUUAGACGGCUAUUCUGGGUACAAUCAAAUUGCUACUGCACCAAAGGAUCAGGAGAAAACAACUUUCACCUGUCCCUUUGGUACUUUCACUUUUUGCCAUAUGCCUUUCUGUCUUUGCAAUGCACCAGCCACAUUUUAA
Messenger RNA from Gossypium raimondii (Peruvian cotton), 1053 nucleotides. RefSeq lists its product as uncharacterized. The coding region runs from base 1 to 1053 and encodes 350 amino acids. The transcript is spliced from 2 exons. The record is from RefSeq and is a predicted model, not a curated record. NCBI's taxonomy places the organism in Eukaryota, Viridiplantae, Streptophyta, Magnoliopsida, Malvales, Malvaceae.